Messenger RNA from Dictyostelium purpureum, 828 nucleotides. RefSeq lists its product as uncharacterized. Lineage: Eukaryota; Evosea; Eumycetozoa; Dictyosteliales; Dictyosteliaceae. Bases 1 to 828 code for a protein of 275 amino acids. The transcript has a single exon. Gene Ontology annotation, molecular function: syntaxin binding. Gene Ontology annotation, biological process: retrograde transport, endosome to Golgi; Golgi to vacuole transport; endocytic recycling. Gene Ontology annotation, cellular component: GARP complex. The record is from RefSeq and is a predicted model, not a curated record.
AUGGUCAAACCAAGAAAUAAUAGAAAAAAUAAAAAAAUUAAUAACCAAUGCGAUGUUCCAAUCAAUUUUCCUGCAAACACUGAAACUGAUGAAAUGGAAAUCGAAUAUAAAGCUGAUCCAAAUGAAAUAUUUUUACUUGUACCAAACUCAAAAAUGUUGAAAGUUAACAGAGCUUUGCAAGUAUCGGGUCAUUACAAAUUGAAGCUGGCAGCCUUAGAUCUCCUUGAUGACCAUGUCUCAAAUAAAGAUUUAUUAUCAGAUUUAAGCCACAACCAAUAUGCUUCAGCUAUUAACUACCAAUUAAAUCUUGCUCUCAAGUGCCAUGGUAGUGUAAAAUAUUUAAAUAGUGUUAAGGAUAAAGCCAGCUCUUUAUUAACUAAAAUGACUAUCGAAGAAUGGGGAAGUUCAGAUGCUACCGCAGGAAACCGUAAAUUCAUCUCUGAUAGCCUCAAAUUAAUUGUAGACCCAAUUGCCUUUCCAGAAAAAUACUGUUGGGAAGAAGUCAAAGAUUCCAUUAUUAUCUUGGGUAAAUUCUUUCAAAUCAAAAAUGAAUCAAUUUCCGAAUUUUGUUCAAAUGAUUUCAGAGAUUUCUUUGAUAAAGUAUUUUUACUAUUAUUCAAUUUCCUUGAUUUUAUAGUUUCAAAUAAAGAUAGAAUAAUCAAGGAAUCAGUCUAUUUCGAUUAUGUUGAAGAAACUGAAAAAUGCAUUUCUUUACUAUUCGAUUUAGUUUACACUUGUGAUGAUUGUCGUUUAUACCAUAUGGUUCAUAUCAUCGCAAUUCAAGAAGAUUUAGAUCAACUUUCUCCAUCAUUCAAGAAUUUUUUUUAA